Molecule: messenger RNA, 2741 nt
Organism: Elaeis guineensis (African oil palm)
Lineage: Eukaryota; Viridiplantae; Streptophyta; Magnoliopsida; Arecales; Arecaceae
Source: RefSeq, a predicted model, not a curated record
CUAUCUAUAAUAAAUUCUUUGGUUUGCGACGCGGAUCCGAUUGGCCAAUGGUGAAAAGGCUCGUGAGGGAGUGAGAAAGAUAGGGAAGCUCGGCACUGGAAAGCGAGGCCCCCUGUCCUCCGUCCUCUUCUCCUCUCUUCCGCCAUUUGUUAAGAGAGUGGAAGAAGAAGACGAAGCGGGAGAAGAAGAGGAAUGAGGUAACCAAGUCAUCUGGGCUAGAACAAAGCAGAAAUCCUAGUGUUCUUACUUGUGGUAAUGGUGGAAUUUCUCCGUUGGGCGAGCUCCCGAGAUCACCAACCCGAGAAAGCUGGGAUUUUUUCCGUAAUUGCUUCGAUUCUAUUUGAGAUUAUCAGGCAAGAGGGGCGAUGACGAGGCCGCUCUAUCGUGGGCUGUCUGGUGGUGGACGGGCCAGCGGCGGCGGCGGCGGCCAUGACCAGUUUGAUCAGAAUUGCCAGGUGAAGGAUUCUUUGGAGAAUGGAUUUGGUCACGAGGCCACUAGUCCGGGGAGGGUAGCGAGAAGCCGGCCAAGCCUGACAUUGUUGCUUCUUAAGCUGGCUCUGCUCAUCGUCACCAUCAUUGCACUCUCGGGAUCACUCUACUGGGCUAUCUCCAUUUCCACCUCCUCUCGCCACAACAUUUAUAAUGGCUACCGGCGGCUCCAGGAGCAGCUUGUUGCCGACUUAUCGGAUAUUGGAGCGCUGUCACUUGGCAAAACAAGGUCGAAGGAGUUGGAAUUCUGCCCACUGGAGUAUGAGAACUAUGUCCCAUGUUACUACAAUAUCUCAGAGAGUUUGGAUUUGGGAGAUCAUGACACCCCUAUUGAACAUGAGCGUCUAUGUGUUCAAGAGUCUGCAAGGGAUAGAGGCUGUUUGAUUCUGCCACCAAGGAAUUAUAAAAUUCCUCUUAGGUGGCCAAGUGGGAGAGACUUCAUUUGGAAGGAGAAUGUGAAAAUCACUGGGCAAGAAUUCUCCUCUGGGAGCUUAACCAAGAGAAUGAUGGUGGAAGAAGAGCAGAUCUCUUUCCGCUCUGACUCCCUUAUGGUUGAUGGAGUGGAAGACUACUCACAUCAAAUAGCUGAGAUGAUUGGCCUGAGGAAUGAAUCUAAUUUCAAUGAAGCUGGGGUAAGAACUGUCCUGGAUAUAGGGUGCGGAUUUGGUAGCUUUGGAGCACAUCUUUUCUCAAAGCAGCUGCUGACCUUGUGCAUUGCUCACUAUGAGGCCACUGGUAGUCAAGUUCAACUCACUCUUGAGAGGGGCAUUCCUGCUAUGAUUGGCUCAUUUGCAUCAAAACAGUUGCCAUACCCAUAUCUUUCCUUUGAUAUGUUGCACUGUGCAAGAUGUGGGAUUGAGUGGGAGAAAAAUGAUGGUAUUUUCUUGGCUGAAGUUGACAGACUUUUGAGGCCUGGGGGUUAUUUUGUCUGGACUUCACUUAUGAAUACUCAUAGAUCUCAACGUGACAAAGAGAACCAAAAGAAGUUGACAUUAAUUCGUGAUUUUGCUGAAAAUCUGUGUUGGGAUAUGUUGUCACAACAAGAUGAAACAAUUGUGUGGAAAAAGACCAGUAAAAAGAAGUGUUACAGUUCUAGGAAAUCUGGACCUGCAGUCUGUGAUAGAAGCCAUGAUAUUGAAUCCCCAUAUUACCAACCACUCAAUCCAUGCAUAGCGGGAACCAGAAGUCAGCGUUGGAUUCCCAUUGAAUAUCGUACACCCUGGCCUUAUCAGGCUCAGUUGAAUUUUACUGAACUUGAUGUGCAUGGUGUACGCACAGAAUACUUUUCUGAGGAUGCUGCAAACUGGAAAUCUUUGGUUCAUAAUUAUUGGUCUCUUCUCUCACCUUUAAUAUUCUCAGAUCAUCCAAAGAGACCUGGUGAUGAAGAUCCUGCCCCACCUUUCAACAUGGUCAGAAAUGUGCUAGACAUGAAUGCUCGAUUUGGUGGUUUUAAUGCCGCUUUAUUAGAUGCUCGAAAAUCUGUGUGGGUGAUGAAUGUGGUGCCUACAAGUGGCCCUAACUAUCUUCCUCUCAUUUUCGAUAGGGGAUUUAUUGGUGUUCAGCAUGAUUGGUGUGAAGCAUUUCCAACAUAUCCGAGAACUUAUGAUAUGGUGCAUGCUGAUGGAUUGCUAUCACUUGAAUUUCAUCAGAAGCAUAGAUGCUCCAUGCUUGACAUAUUCUUGGAGAUUGAUCGCAUACUACGACCAGAGGGCUGGGUGAUACUUCGUGAUACAGCUCCUCUUAUUGAAGCAGCCAGAUCUGUAAUAACAAAGCUAAAGUGGGAUAUCCGCAUGAUGGAAUUUGAUGGUAACAGUGAUGAGAAGCUCCUGGUCUGUCAGAAGGUCUUCUUCAGGAAGCAACAAUAAUGAAUAUGAUUUACCGAGUCCCACAUCGAUAUGAUAUUUGUUAUUUGUUUAUGGUGGUUGGCAUAAAUUCCCUGUCAAGAAAAGGAGCAUCAGGGAGUUGGAAUACAAAAGGAGCCAAAAAAAAUUUCUUCUACCAAUACGAUCUUCUACUCCUGUGGAACCGCAAGGUGUCCGUAGGGCUUUGUAAUUAGGCAAAUGCAUGUUGGAGAGCAUAGGGUAGGUUAAAUUUUCCAUGUUAAAGUUCAUGAUUAGGAUAUAAAGAUGGAGCUGUGAAAGUUAUCACAUUGUCAGGAGCAAAACCGGAUAAAGGAAUGAUGCUGCAAUAUAUAUGGGUUUCUAUUAAUGCAUCAAGUUUAUAAAAUUUUCUCCAUCAUAUUUUUCCUUUAA